Messenger RNA from Chrysemys picta bellii (western painted turtle), 10808 nucleotides. RefSeq names its product collagen type XIX alpha 1 chain (gene COL19A1). Gene Ontology annotation, molecular function: extracellular matrix structural constituent conferring tensile strength. The record is from RefSeq and is a predicted model, not a curated record. NCBI's taxonomy places the organism in Eukaryota, Metazoa, Chordata, Testudines, Emydidae. Gene Ontology annotation, biological process: extracellular matrix organization.
AGGAAGGGCUCUGCAUGGAGAACCGCGGGGGCGGGCGGCCGUCGGCGAGUGCAGCACUCACAGGCCGUGGGCUAGGGGCACCCCACGCACACAGACACGGGGGGCCGCUCACCUCUGUGACAGGGAUGUGGCCACGUGGGGUGCCCGGGCGGCGCGUGAACAGCAGCGCGGGGUGCGGUCCUGCGCCCCCAGCUUUGCCGCCUUCUCCGCUGUGCGCUGGCAGCGAGCGCCGCCGACUCCUUGCUGCGAGCCGGGCUCCGGGAAUUACGGUUCCCAGAUGCUUUGGCGCGUCUCCGCCUGGCUGGCUGCGCUGCAGGACGCGCCCGCCCGCCGCCGCUCCGGGGAGGGAGGAGUUGGGCUGGGGACAAAGGGUUUCGGACUAGAGAGGUUGGGGAUGGGGAGCUGGGGUUGUGAGCCGGGGGGUAGCGGUGACUGGGAGCUAACGCUUGGGGCUGGCUGGGGAGUUUGCAAGCACAGCAAGGCAAAGACGGCAGGAGAGCAGCUGCUGCGAGGAGUCAAGACCCUACAGGCAGCGCCACUGAUCUGUGGUCAUUUUUUCACAUGUGUCCAAGAGGAGAUGAAGCACAUUGGAUUCUGCAUAAUUUGGCUUUGGAUGGCAAUUCUCUUCCUCCUUCCUGUUUCAACUUAUAUGGCAGCCACUGACAAGACAGUUACAAUGUGUCCUAUAAUGAGACCAGAUGGACAUCAGCUUAGACAUAUCUACAAAGAAAAUCUUGAUGUUUCAGGUUUUGAUCUAGCAGAAAGCUUUUCUCUGAGACAGGCAUCUUGUGGAGGUGAAAAAACCUGUUUUAAACUGGGAAGCACACCUCUUAUCAGAGACACUCGGCAAGUAUUUCCAAAUGGGCUUCCUGAAGAAUAUUCUUUAAUAGCCACAUUCCGUGUGAGACGAAACACCAGAAAGGAACGGUGGCAUAUAUGGCAAAUUUUAAAUCAGUCUGACAUCCCACAGGUGUCUGUCAUAGUUGAUGGUUCAAAAAAAGUUGUGGAAUAUAUAGCCAAAUCCGCUCCGGGAAACGUGCUACACCACACCUUUAAAAAUCGGGAAAUUUAUCCUCUCUUUGAUCGGCAGUGGCAUAAGCUUGCCGUUAGUAUACAGUCAAGGAUCGUUUCCCUCUAUGUGGAUUGUAACUUAAUUGAGAGAUGGCAGACUGAUCUAAAGGACUCCAUUGACUUUCAAGGAAGGACUUUCAUUGCUGCUCGAGCUGCAGAUGACAAGCCUGUAGAUAUUGAACUUCGCCGCAUAAUAAUUUAUUGUAACCCAAAAUUUGCAGCUCAAGAGACCUGUUGUGAAAUAUCUGAGGGCAUGUGCCCACUGGAGGACAGUUUCAUUACUACUUCUUCGUCACCAGUGACUGUUCAUGUCAGCAAAAUACAUGCUCUUCCAGUAACACAGCAGGAGUCUAAAGACCUAUGCCUCUGCUUUCCAAACAAAGGUGAAGCAGGAUUGCCAGGAGUAGCUGGUUUGCCAGGUCUGAAAGGAGAUAAAGGAGAAAAGGGUGAAGUGGGUGUUAAAGGAGAAAAUGGUGUUUCUGGGCUUCCUGGGGAAAAGGGGGAAGAUGGCUUAGUAGGUGUUCCUGGCCUUCCUGGUUCCAAGGGAGAACGUGGCUUUGAGGGUAAUAAAGGAGAAGAAGGUGAAAAGGGUGAGAAGGGAGAUCAAGGAGAACCGGGACCUGAAGGCAUGCAUGGAAGAGAUGGCUUAAAAGGUGAUCCUGGUCUGGCUGGUCCUAAGGGAGAAAAGGGAGAUGAAGGGCCUCCAGGACAAGCUGCUUUACCGGGUUUGCCAGGGCUAGAAGGUCCUCCAGGUCCACCAGGGAAAGAAGGUCAGAGGGGAAGGCGAGGUAAACCGGGACUCCCUGGUAAACCAGGAUCACCAGGACCUCCGGGUGUUGCAGGACAACUAGGAUUACCUGAGGCUGCUGGACAUAAAGGACAAAAGGGAGAAAUUGGUCGGCAAGGAGAAAUGGGCUUAACUGGUGCAAAAGGUGAAAAGGGAGAGUCUUCUGAAAAAGGAGAAAAAGGGGAUCCAGGGGAAAUUGGAAUGAAGGGAUCACAAGGAAUUAAGGGUGAAACAGGAGAUCGUGGUCCUCCUGGACUCACUGGAAAUCCAGGAUCAGAGGGACUGCAAGGUCCUCCAGGACCCAUUGGACCCAGAGGACAUCCAGGAGAAGUUGGUUUACCGGGAGAGCCUGGGAUACCAGGAAAACCAGGAAUUAAAGGAGAAAAGGGUGAUUCUGGUGGAAUUAUAGGGCCUCCUGGACAUCCAGGUCCAAGAGGUGAGACAGGACCCCCUGGGCCAAGUCUGCCUGGGAAACCAGGUCUGGCUGGCACUCCUGGAACCCCAGGUCCACGAGGGCCUAAGGGUGAAAGAGGACUGCCUGGCGUACAAGGGUCUCCUGGAGAGAUGGGGCCACUUGGAAUAGGAAUUCAAGGACCUCCUGGUCCUAAAGGUCCAUUUGGGGAACCAGGUGCCCAGGGCCCUAGAGGACCCCCUGGAUUACCUGGAACUCCAGGUACCCCAGGUGCUGAUGGUAGUCCAGGACCAGAUGGGAAGCCAGGACUUCCUGGUCCUCCAGGUGACCCAAUUGCACUUCCACUUUUGGGAGACGUGGGUGCUUCAUUGAAGGGUGAUACUGGGCCGAGAGGUCCUCCAGGAAUCCCUGGUAGGGAGGGACCAAAGGGAAGCAAAGGUGAACGUGGAUUUCCUGGACUUUCUGGAGAGAAAGGUGAUGAGGGUCUUCAAGGUAUUCCAGGACUCCCUGGUCUAACAGGACCUAAUGGACCUUCUGGAGCAGUAGGAAGACCUGGACAUCCUGGUCCAGUUGGGGCAAAAGGAGAAAAGGGUAAUGAGGGUUCUCCUGGAAAGCCUGGAUCACCUGGACCUCCAGGUAUGCCUUACAAUGAAAGGAAUGGAAUGAGCAGCUUAUAUAAGCUACAGGGAGGUGUAAGUGUUGCUACUUAUCCUGGUCCGCCGGGCCCUCCUGGUCCAAAAGGUGAUCCUGGCACAAUGGGAGAACCAGGUCCAAUGGGACUACCUGGACUGGAGGGAUUUCCAGGAGAAAAGGGAGAUCAGGGACCUACUGGUUCACCAGGAGCACCAGGGUUACCAGGAAAGACUGGAUCUCCAGGACCACCGGGAAUGCCAGGGGAACCAGGUGGAAGAGGCCCUGUAGGAGACAUCGGCUUUCCUGGGCCAGAAGGGCAAUCUGGAAUACCAGGAAUAAAUGGAAAAGAUGGAUUGCCAGGACCUCAGGGUCUGAUGGGAAGAGCAGGUGACAGAGGUCCCAAAGGAGAACGUGGAGAUCAAGGUAUUCCAGGGGACAGAGGCCCGCAAGGUGAAAGAGGAAAACCUGGCCUUCCAGGAGAAAAGGGGGUUAUAGGACCUGCUGGACCACCAGGAGACAGGGGUUAUCCAGGAUCACCAGGUCAUCAGGGUUCCCCAGGUUCCCCAGGUCUUCCGGCUGACACAGUUUCAUUUGAAGAAAUGAAAAAAUACAUCAAACAAGAGGUUCUUAGGGUUUUUGAAGAGAGGAUGGCUCAGUUUCUAUCCCAACUGAAGCUGCCAGCUGCAAUGUUAGCUUCCCACGGUCAUGGGAAACCAGGUCCACCAGGAAAAGAUGGAUUACCAGGGCCACCAGGAGAACCUGGACCUCAAGGUUACAGAGGACAGAAGGGGGAAAGAGGUGAGCCUGGUAUUGGACUCCCAGGUAAUCCUGGUCCACCUGGCCCUUCAGCCACUGGUGUGCCAGGCCUCCCAGGCCCUCCAGGAUCACCAGGUCCCCAGGGGCCUUCAGGGCCGAGCGGAAGGUGCAACCCAGCAGAUUGUUACUAUCACGUAUCUCAGGCUCGACAGCGUGCCAGUGGGAAAUAAACAUCCCUCCAGAGACACUUUGGUUCAUGUUUAUACCUUAUUUCCCUUUAUGAAUCAAUUUAAUCUUCAUAAUACUUAGUGCAUUUUGUCCAUAUAUAUACUGCACAAUAUAUAGACAUUUUAUAGAGCACUUAUAUCGAGCCUUUUACUACAUUAAUUGCUGUGUUGGAGUUUUGAUAUGAUUUUGUGAGUUCAUUCCAUGUGUUAUACUUUUACUGUUUCUCUGGUUUAGAGAGGCAACAGGCCCAAAUAGUUCUUAUGAGCUUUUCUCUUCAAACAAAAUUUAUUUUCUUACAACUUGAUGAUCUUAAGACAGUACAGAUUUUUUCAGUCUUGUUAAUACUGGUUUUAUUCAUCUUAUUACAGAGUGAAUUACAGUUGUAGAGUUUUUAAAUUCACAUGUUCACACUGAAGUUUAUUUUCUUAGGUAGGGUGCUGGGGAACUCUGUUCAUACCAAAUGUUACUGUUCACUUCAGAAAGUCAUGGCAUAGGUUUCCACACCCAGCUGACCUAUGCUUACAAAGCACACCCAGGACAUUCAAGCUCGCUUGAAUUACUUCUGUGGAGCCAAAGGGGGAGAUGAAGAUUUUGUUAUGAUAUCCUCUCUACCCUUGUGCACCAUAUUGCUGGAUUCAGACUGUCUAGAAAUUUAUCAUAUCUGGCCAAUAAAGGCAUUUCCUAUCACUGAAUGAUAAUCCAGUUCAGAACUGGCUCAUUCACUUAACUUCAGGUGCAUAAAUCCAAGAUAGCCAGUUGUUGGGGGUUUGGCUUUAUUUUUAGCUUGGAACUAAAUUAGUGAUGGCACAUCCUUCAACAAAUAGUUAUAACCAUAUAAUAUGUGGUCUCCGAGUUGUCUACACUCAAAUUAAUCUGGUAGGCAGGCAUUAUCCCUGCUUGCAAUGUAAAGACCUUUUACUUUAGAGUGUAGGUACUAGACAAUGAUAGGGUCAAUGAGGCAACCUUUAAAACUCAGCAAGUGGUACCCGGGCAACAUGUAUUUCCUUGAUUACCUCAUUACACUAACAGUACGGGCCAAAAAAGGAUAUCUGUACAGGGACAGAUUAGAAUGCAAAAAGACUAGUUGGAUGCCACAAGACGGCUUAGAAACAUGUGAAAAUCACUUUGGAAAGGCAUCAUGGAGCAUAACUGGAUACCGUUUCCAAACACUUUGUGUGACUCUUACCAUGGCAGACGCUAUCACUAGAAAACAAAAUAGAAUGAAGUGAAAUGAAUCCUACAGACAUUUAAGAAGUGGAUCAUUUAGCAACCGGUCAACAACAAUGAAUAAAAUGUUCAGUCUUGCAGGGCUAAUGAAAAGAGGCUUUUUUUCUCCCCAAGAUCCCCUCUGGAUUAUCUGAAACAGAUGAAGCCAGAUCAUCUGAGUAUUAGCCUCAUUCAUUCCCUGGGAUAGAUGUAGGGUUACAUGACAAGUUUUAUAGUUUCAUAGAGUUUAAGACCAGAAGGGACCUUCAGCUCACUAAUCUCACUUGAAACUAUCGUGCUAGAAACUGCAAAUGUAGUUGUAAUCAAGGACCACAGAGUAAAUCGGUAGGGAUGGUGGAAAACAAAGCUCUAUCCUACCAGCGGGUUGUUAGUGGUUCUCUUGGAUUGUGCUCAGCUAAGUGGUUAUAUACAGUAUGAGCUAGGGGAGACAGAAUUUCUUUAUCCACAGCUAUCAAUGGAUCAUUGCCAUAUCUUGGCCUCUCGGACCUCAAAAGAGACAUCCAGAAGAAUUUUUCUUUUUACUAUGCAAAUGGGUAUUAGAGAAGCUGAAGUGUGUAUGCCUUCAGAGAACCUACAGUGAAAAUGAAAUUUGGUUUGAAUAGAGUUCCUAGCAAGUACAUCUAGAUUGAGACAGAUUUUAAAAUGGGUUGCUUUGUUCAGAUGCACCCAUGACUGUAUGGUUCAAAUUCUCUUCUGGCAUAAUUCCGUUGAAGUCAGUGAAUUUAUACCAGCAGAAAAAUUGGCCAUAUAUGUUUUCAGUUUAGUUACAUGAACUGCUGGUCAGGUAUAUUGCAUGGGUUUUUUUUUUUAAGUUGGUUUAUUUGUACUUCUCUAGUGAUUCCAAAUCUUAUUUAAAAUAUUUUUUUAACUUUAUAAAUUAAUUUUAAACUUCACUUCCUUCCUGUGAUAAUACCAAAAAAGGGUGCUGUCUUUUAAGAAAGUGACAUGAUUAUUUCUAGAAUGCUAUACAGAACAGUGUAUAUAGAUAUAUUACUUGGUGUUAUCUGUAUAUUUUGGGCAUUUUCCUGGCUGAACUACAACUCUGAAAGCUUGUAACUUACCUAGCCUGAUUUUAUAAAUGUUAAUUUACUUGAAUUUUAAAAAGAUUAUUUUUUCAUACACAUUUCCAACAGGUGCUUUUUUCCCCCCUCAUUUUUGACUCAUUAUUAGAGUUUUUAAAAUCUGUAUCUGAACAUUUUGAAGUUCUCCAUCAGUAACUGUGUUGGUAAUGAUUAAUUUAUUUCACACUGUCUUUUUUGGUUAAUGAUUUUUCAUUUUGAUAUAGACCCAAUUUAAUUUCUCAUGAGAAAAAGAGUGUUUUGUAAUAUCAGGUACCUGUAUACCAUUUCCAAUAUGCUGAGCCACAUUCUGUGUUUGGAUAGAAUGGCAUCAUUCUGGAUUAACUCUACUUUUAUACUGUGUUAUUUCCAUUUUACAUGAUUAGAACUGAAAGCAGAAUGUGGCCUGAAACAUGCUUCUCAUUUGGCAGGCUUUAUCUUUAAAAAAUUUUUUGCAGUUUCAGAUUAAUGUUUCCUUGAUUUAUACCUAUUUUGAGGAUUUUACUUUACUUCUUCAAUUUCAUUUAUAUGUUUGUUAACAAACGUGUGCUAUAGUAAAUGUUGCCUAAUACAAGAGGAUUAUCUUUCUGAGAGCACAAGAUAUUUUUCUGAACUAGGAUAUUUUUAGCUAGAACAAUAUUUAGAAUUGAAAUAUGAUGAGAUAUAAUAUUAAUAGGUCCUUUAAAUUGUUCUAGAUUAGUUUUGAGAUAUUUGGAAUAUACCAGGACCAGUUUCCUGUAUUUCUUAUCACUUAAAAUCCUACUGUCCAAUAUUUAUGAAGAUAACUUUGGAAUUUUCUUAAAGUGGCUGGUAUAUUUGGAACUGUUUAGAUUUGCUUCAGGAAAGUAAUAAAGCUGCUGUGGCUUAGUUAAUGUCAAAACCUUUCAGAGUUAUUCAGAGCCUAUGCUAUAUACCUCCUUUUGUCCACAUGGUGGUACUCAGGACACUUUUGUUAGUGCAAAGGAUUGAACAGAGACUGAACUCUAAAAAUGGAAGGCAGGAAACAGUGCAGUGUAGAUAUAUUACAUCUUGUGCCGUCUUUCCACUUUUAUCCUUGAGCCUAAUAUAUUUUUUCUAAAAUUUACAGUUUGUUUUUAGACAGCAGUGUUUGCAGAAAUACUGCCUUUAUUGGAUGAAUAUUUCCAGAUUAUAUGACAUAGGUUUUAUUUAUGUUUUAUAUAUGCAUAUAAUGCAGGAGAUUGUACAGUAAGAAAACAUGUCACUUCUAUACAUCAGUUUAUCUCCACCAUAAGGGUAUGCAUCUUUAAGGGAGCGGUAAGUUUAUUGGAGUAUUGAGUAAAUCGUAGAGUAGGGUGCUUUUUAAAAUCAAGUAGCAUUGCAAUCUACUUGUGAUCUUUUACAUUAAAGUUUUUAAUACAUGGAUAUUUUGUAUAAAUAAACUGUAUUUAAUUUCAGUGGUAAAAUAAGCACAUAGGUUUCUGUAGUAUAGUAUUAGGAUUGGUUUCCCAUGUUAUCAAUCCUCCCUUUGUGUUUUCUGAUCAUGUGUUAUUGACAAAUAUACAUGUUUACCUGAUAGGUAAGGCUAAGUGUGAAGUAAUUUCUUAACUCACUGAUAACCAUUUCAUAAAAUAUUUUAGUGCUUCUGAUUGUCAGGAUGGUGAGCUAUUCCUUUUCAUGUCAGCCGGUGCCCAGCUUUAUGGAAUACAUCAUCUGUUUCUUUUCUUUGGCCUUUUUAUAGUAUUUCAUGUGUUGUCUGUAGUGUUACAUAACAGUUGUAUGAAGAAACAUGAUCUAGAUGGUUUAUAUUAUAUACACAUCUGUUUUUCAAACAUACUGCAAUGUCAUCACAUCUGUUUUUCAAACAUACUGCAAUGUCAUCUAAGGUCUUUAAAUUUUAUCUAUUUACUAAAAUGACUGCUGUGAUAUAAAAUUGUUUUUGUUCAAAUAAUAGGAGUCUCAGAAAUCAAAAUUAAAGUUGACAUUAAUUGUUACUGAAUAAUUUUUACUUCAUAUUCUGUGUAUAUCAAGAAGCAUACAUUUAUCUCUGAAAUGUGGCCAAAACUAAAAUAGAUCCAGAAGUACAUGAUAUCUAAAUCCAGCUCCAUCUACCAUGUUUGGUAUGGCUCAUGAAGGCUUACAAAUUUAACUAUCUUUGCCUAAAAAAUGUGUGGUUCAAAUGGAAAAUCCAAGCUUUAUCAUACCAUAAGAGAAUGUGUAUAACAUAUGGUAUGCUAACAGAAAUGUUAUGUGUUAAUAGACCAAAACAAGCUCAUACAUGUAAAGAAUGUAAUCUACAAAGAUUUUGAGACUUAUCUCAGAAAAGUGAUGCAUUUAAUUACAUACUGAAUUUUUCACUGUAAAUAUAUUUUGUCUCAGUUCAUAGUUUGAAGAAUUUGAUGAUGCACUGUAUUUUAUUGUUGUAUUUCAUUUUCAAAUAACAUUUAGCUGUCAUUGAAUUCAUCAUGGUACAUGCAUACUGAUAAAUAGAGCCCUGAAAAUCUGCAGAUAUCCGCGGACUAUGUUUGCAGAUCGUGAAUCAGAUGCGGAUACAAAUUUUGUAUCCACGCAAGGCUCUAGUGAUCAAUAUUAUACUUCUUGGCCCCAUUAAUUUUUUCUCAACAUUUAAAGUUCAAUUCAGUGCAUACAUGUUAAGUGGAUUACAAGAUAUUCUUCACUGCCUUGUACCUUGCAUGGUCAUUUACAUCUGUGUCAGAUCCUACCAGAUGAGAAUGGUAAUGGUUUACACAUUUCGUAGAUGUGACAAUGAUAACACAAAGUUCAAAGUCAGGUAAAGCACAAAAGGGACGAUUAAGGCCAGGUUCAGUGGAAGAACCAUCGACCUAGCUACCGCCUCUCAGGGAGGUUGAUUAACUUCAGCAACAGGAGAACUUCUCCCAUUGCUGUAGUAAGUGUCUACACUGAAGUGCUACAGCAGCACAGCUGCAUCAGAGUAGCUGUGCUGCUGUAGCAGUUUAAGGGUAGACAUAGCCUCAGCCACAAAUGAGUAAAUUCUGGUUUUGCUUUUCACUAUGGCCAGUAUUUUCAAAUGUAGUUACCUACGGCUGGAUAUCUGGGCUGAAAUCACAGCUUCAUUGAAGUCAAUGGGAGUUUAACUUCACCGUAGCCAGGAUUUCACUCUUAAUCUGUGUAUAGACAUCUCAGUGUGGACUGAUUUUUCAGAGCUUCCAUUGACUUCCAUGGGAACUGAGACUCAGCCCAUCUGAAAAUCAGAUAAUCCUAGUUAGUUGUCUAAAUAUGGGUUAAUGUAGGUGCCUAUUUUUAGAUACCUGCAUUUGAAAAUUUAAUAUAAAUGUCCAACUCUCCCAUGAGGAAAAGAGCACAGGGGCUAGAUGGAGUUGAAAGGGCACUAGGCAGCAUUUUGACCAGUAAUGAUGAUUUUCUUCUCAAGAUAAAGUUAGCUGCCUCAGCAAGCUCACUGCACCUAUUGUCUAAGGUUUUCAGUCUUUAUCGAUAAUUUCACAGAAAUGCAGAUUACGGCAAGGUUUUCUUAUUAUAACUAUAAUCAAAUUAAUGAACUGAAAAAUAAAGGAUUAUGACAAAAUUAAAAUGGGAGUGGAAAGGGCCUUGCAAAAGAAGAGAACUGAUGUACAUAUUGUCUCUCUUCCUUCUCUUUGUUGCCUGUGGCACUGUAACAAAGAACAUAGUGACCUUAUUUUAAGCAACAGCUUAGAGAAAGGAAGCAAAGAACCCAUGACCAGUUAAUAAUACCAAAACCAGGGGCAUCCAUCAUCUCCUUGACAUAUCCAGUCAUCAGGUCAAGGUUUCAUGCAAUGACUCCAGCAAUUAAAAACAUAUUUGUAUGAGUGAUAUUUGCUUGUACCAUGUAGCAUAACUACUAGCUGCUACCAGGAAAAAUCCUUAAUGUCUGUGAAACCAAGGCAUGGAGUCCAUUGGUCCAAAAGGGCUUAAGCACCUAAACUGCCACUUUUUGUACCUAAAUCUCAGAAGCAGGGCCCUCUUCCUCUUCCCAUCCCCACACCCAUCUUCUUGCAAAAAUGGCAAGGCACCUAACCUCAAGAGAGGUUUUGCAGCUGAGAAAUCCCACACAGAGGGAGGUACCUCCCUUCAGCCCAGAGUUAGGCUGAGAGGCAGGGCUUAGAAUACACACUUCUUCUUUACUUCUCCUAUUAGGUAGCUUUGGUGAGCAGCCACAUAGCACAUUGGCUUUUGUGAAUGACAUUCUGAGGCACCUGACUCUCCCCAUUCAUUGCACAGGGAGGCUUUUUGAAUCCCAGUGAUUUUUUAGGUAUAAUGAAGCUGAGCAUCACCAUACCUACAUUUUUUAUGAAUCUAGUCCAUGAUUUCUCACUCUGUCUCUUUCUUCCUGACAAAGUAGCCUUGUUUCAUCUAGUGCCUCUUUCCUCAGAGGGAGUUGUAGAGUGGUGGCAGAAAGCCAAAUUCCACUCGUUUACACCCAGGCAACCUCAGAUCCAAGAAAUGAAAUAUUUGCAACACUCAAAAUCUAUACUCUCUAGUAACCCAACUAUCGAGACCAACUAUAAACCACUUCUAAAAAUAAAGCAUCUGUAAUCAACUGUUAGAAUCAUAGAACAAUAGGAUUAGAAGGGACCACAAGGUCAUCUAGUCUAACCCUCUGCCAAGAUGAAGGAUUUGUUGUAUCUAAACUAUCCAAGACAGAUGACUAUCCAGCCUC